AGUAUGGCGGAGGGGGAAAGUGAUUUGGAAACAGACAGGCUAGAAUUGGAACUGGAGACUUUGUACAUAUACUCUAACGACAAUUCUUCGGUACAAAGCAAAGAAUAUUGCUCCGAGUUUUGUAAGCUGGUAGAGGUGCACACAGGGAGAUGGCAGGUGCCGCUGCCCCAGCUGAAGGUGCUGCGGACGGCUCUGACCUGCUUCACCAGAGCCACUGUUGCCUACCCCGAUGACUGUCAGCACGUCUGUUAUGCUCUCAGCAGCUUGGCUUUGAGCUUCUUUGAGCUGAUGUUGUUCUUCGGGAAAGAGGAGUUCCUAGAGGCCCCCCUGAGGGACAUAUUAGCCUCUUUUCAGGCCUGCCAUCGCCGCCUGCUGAGACACAGGAACGUGUACCUGCUGCAGGUGAGGCAGAUCAUCAAAGAUGGCGGUCCCUGGGAGAGACCCGCUCUGCAAGCCAUCCUGAAAGACACAGCCCUCACACAGACAGAAGUGGAGAAGUAUUUGAGCUCAGAGAAGCCAGUGUUCUUUGAGCUGCGUGUGCGGUACCUGCAGGCCUGUGAGCGCGUGCAGGAGGCCAUGGCCCUGGCUAAGUGCUGCCUGGAGUACCCAGAGGUGUGGAGGCACCUGUUCUUCCACCAGGCCUACCUCACCUGCCUGUACAAGGCCUCACUACACCAACACCUGCACGAGGAGAUGGCUGAGAUAGAUGGCAGAGACGCAGUAGAGAUAAUCUGUAACGCAGAGAGCCAGGAGAAAGAUGAGCUGCUGCUGUCUCUGUGCAAAGCCUUCCUCAGCCAACAGCUACACAACGGAGACAUGUACUACAUCUGGGAUCUGGUGUUCUUGUGGAGCAGACUGUACCUCAGGGCCCAUCCCUCUAAGCAGGGAUUUCUGUCUGAGUGUCGCCAGCUGAUGGUCUUCGCCAUCAACGCCAGCGCCAUCUUCCCCUUCAUCAAAGUCAUCACAGCAGAGAUGGGUAGUGAGGGAGUGCCGUUGUGUGUGGAGCUUUGUGCUACAGCGUUACAGACAGACCUCCAGUCUGACCCUGUAACACGCUGUCUGCUGUGUAAGACCAUCGCCUUCCUGCUCCCCAGGGACCUGGAGGUAUGUCGCCUCUGUGCCCUGCUGGUGUUCUGUCUGGAACGUAGCAUGGAGGCCUACAAGACCAUGUAUCUGCUCUACACAUACCCCGAUGAGGAGCCACACCCCCAGCACACCCAUGUCAGAACCAACAUCCGCUUCUAUAUCCUACAGGUGCUGAAGGAAGGUCUGUUCUUUGACCCAGAGUUCUGGAAUCUGCUGACCCUGAGAACCCACUGUCUGGAGCUGAUGACUGACAAGGCCAUGAGGGAUGCUCUCAAUGAGCUGAAGGAGGAAGAGGAGUUGGAGCAGGUGGAGGAGGAGUGGAUACCAAGCUACUGGAUGGAGGAGGAGACAUGCAGAAUACACACAGACGCCUCCCACCUCCACCCACACACCAACACAGCACUGGAGAGCUCUGACACUGUAGGUCAGGAACCUGAAGAGGGAUUGAAUGGGGAUGCUCCUGAGUCACAGACAGAGGACUUCCCUGUGAGGAGGAGGAGGAGGAGGAGGAAGAGGAGGUGGAGGAGGAGGAGAAGAAACUGUAGGUCAGAUAUUGAGUAUGCUGACGACCCAGACAUUAAGUACUCCCUCAUUCACAAUCUCAGUUCUGAAAGCUCCACCAAGCUACCGGCCAAUCGGCAGAGAGAAUACCUGGCCAGACAUGUGAAGAACAAGAUCCUGAAGAGACGCAGCAGGAAACCAAGAUGGCUGCUCCUGGAGAUGACCAGACAGACGGAGAACAUGUCCCCAGGGGGAAUGAGGGAGAAGCGACGGGAGGGAAUGAGAGGAGAGGGUAAGAGACAGGGAGAGGAGGGGAAAGAGAGGGGGCAUGAAAAGGAGGAUAAGAGAGAGAUGAGGCAGGGAAGGGAGAGUAAGAGACCUUAUCGUCGGACUAUAUCUGGCAUGGAGCUGUCCUUCCCUGAAAAUGAAGUGCCUGUUGACCAGGAAGUGGUAGAGAGUCAUCUAGAACCCAGUGUUCGUAUUAAACAACAGCACAGUGAGUCUGAGAAAUAUGUUAACAUGGGACAGCCUAAUGGUGUAUAUGGUGAGAGACCGUUUAAGUAUAAACCAGAGUCAGACGUAGAGACUUAUGUGGUGGAGCCUUCGGCAGGGGGGCCUUCGGCGGUGGAGCCUUUAGAAGUGGAGCCUUCAGAGGUAGACCCUUCAGACGCAAAGCCUUUAGACUCCAAACGUUCAGUAGUAGAGCCUUCUGACAUAGAGCCUUUAGAAGUAGAGCCUUUAGAAGUAGAGCCUUUAGAAGUAGAGCCUUUAGAAGUAGAGCCUUUAGAAGUAGAGCCUUUAGAAGUAGAGCCUUCAGGUGUGAAGGUUUUAGAAGGUCCCAGUGAGCAGACUGACCCAGAGUUGGAUGGUCCAGCCUUGGAGAUGGAGGAGUGUCCACUGAAACUGUUCCACAUCUACGCCAAACUUUCCAAAGGGACAGCUGCUAAGGAACUACUUUCUAGAGAAAGUGAAUUCACAGUGACAGAGGCGGGAUCAGACUCAAACACUCAGGGUGAAGAGACUGAGCCAGGCAAGGCUCCAGUACGCUCCAAACACCUGCGCUUCCACUGCAGCCACUGCCAGAAACUCUUCAAAGGAGGCAACGUGGUGAGACACACCCUGGCCCACCUGAAGCUGAGAAAGACCAGGCUCAGCUGUGUCUUCUGCGGUAAACACUUCCAAAGGUACAACCGUGCCAAGGAACACGUUCUAGAGCACAUAGAGGAACUGAGAACUUCCACAGCCAACAUUAAGGUCAAACCCGCUGUCAAUGGGGAGACAUAUUCCUCAAAGAAUAUUAAUCAAGCCUCAGAGAACGAAGCGAAACCCGUUGAGAACUUGACCGAGCCCUCGACUCCGACGGACCAGCCUCCUAAACCCAAACGUGUUAAAGCCAAGCCGGUGGUGAGUAAGCAGAGUAGAAUCAUCCAGAACCUGAGAAACCUGAUCAGAAAGACCCAGAAGUGUAAAAUGGACACGGACAACCUGAAGUCUGUGGAAGUGACUGAUGAACAGGUGACUGUGAAAGACAAAGUGGUGAUCGUGAGAGAGGUGGUGCCUGGGAAGGAGAGCGAGGGAGGAGAGGAGGAGGGGAAGCAGAAGCAGUACCACCUGUGUCCUUCAGAGGGCUGUGACAGCAUCUUUAUGAAGAUCGGCCCAUCGCUGCUGAGACACGCUGUCACCUACCACAGGGAGGACGCAGCCGUCCUGGACAAGACCUUCCAGUGGGGGAAGGGGAAGUGCCAGAUCUGCCAGAGGCUCUUGUUGGUGAUUGAGCACUACAGAGACCACAUGAAGCUUCACGAUGCUCCUCUAAAACAUGCGUGUCUCCACACGAACUGUGGCCAACGCUUCAAGACUGCCCAGGAGCUCAAAGACCACAUAGACACUCACCGCCCUCUCCAGGCCCCCUGUGGGUACUCCGGCUGUAGGGAGAUCUUCUUUACCCUCCCCUCUCUCCACGACCACGAGUGGAGGCACUAUACCCAGCCCCAGUCUAAAGACGAGCUGGAGCAGGGCGCUACCACAGAGCUGAGCCCUGAGGGCGAGGCCCCCUGGAAACAGAGGGCGAAGGGCCAAGAUGUGACAGUGCACGGGUGGAGGGGGCAGAGGGAAACGCCUACUCCCAAAAGCAGGCGCUGUAAUCCUCAUGAGAAGUGCCUUCACUGUAACAGGUACCUGUGGAACCACCAGCACUUCCUAGAACACAUGAAGAUCCAUGAUGCUCCUCUGAAACAGGUGUGUCUCCACCUGAACUGUGGCCAGCGCUUCUCCAGAACCCACUUACUCUGGGAGCACAUGGAUACGCACCUGCCUUUCCAGGCCCCCUGUGGGUACUCCGGCUGUGGGCUGAUCUUCUCCUGCCUCCCCUCUCUCCAUGACCACGAGUGGAGGCAUUACAUCCAGGGCCAGCCUAAUGACGAGCCGACAGAGGAGCAGAGCGCUACCAAAGAGGAGGGGCAGACUCCGGAGUCAGACACCAAUGGUAACGACUAUGACGGCCCAGUGGAGACUCCAGGCACUGUUCAUGGUGCUGUCACCACACCUCCUAAUCAUUGCACACUGAAACUCAUCAAUGGCCAUGAUGAAAAGGAUAAGAAAGACAAAGCCCCCAAGACAGCCGUCCCUGCCACCACUACCACCUCUCCCACACCCCCAUCCCAAACCACCACAUCCACACACCCCCAUCCCAGAAUCUUCCAAAACAUCACUGAGCCAAUGACUAUGAUGGACGUGGACAAUAUCGUCAGUUUGGCUCAGGUGGUGCCUGGCGGAGAGGAACCAGUAAUCGCGGAACACAAGACCUUCAAACUAGAGGAUCCUUCCUUCCUACCACUGGCCAAAGCUCCCCUCAUCCGCCCGCCCCCCUCUACAUACCUGACCGAGGCAGCCCUCAGCAUGCGCAAGCGCAGGAAGCCCAGCGAGGUCACUUCCUGCGGGCCUGGCAAAAAGAGUAAGGCUGCGGUAAAGAGGAGUGUGGUGGGGAAGAAGGAGAUGGUGGCUGAGAAGGAGGCCCCUCAAAGACAGCGCUGCUCCAAGUGUUUCUCCUCCUUCACUAGCACCGAGGAACUGGAGAAACACCUUUCCCAAAAUACCUGCUCCUCCCUCUUCAGCUUCGACUCCGAUGACGACAGUGAGUAGCGUACGUGGGAGUUUCUGUUCACUGAAUUUGUCAAACGGGGAGCUAGGGCUGUGACCAUUAUUACAUUUGGGGUAACGAUUAAUUGUCAUGCAAAUAUCCACUUAUCAUAAUUGUAAUUUGUUGAAACAUGUUUUGAGCUUGUAAUGUACCAUAAUGCAUCUUUGAAAAUGAGCUACGGUACACCUAAUGAAUAGAGCACAGCUUUAUAUCAAAAGGGAGAGAAUGUUUUGAAACAUGAACUUGGUCAACAAUUUUUCUACCAUAUACAAAAAGCAUAGUAAUGUGACAACUCUGUUUUGUAAAGCAAAUAUACAUUUUGUUCUAUUCCUUCCCAGGUUAGUGGUGAAGGGGAGUGAAAUGCUCUUCAUGUUCGAGCACUACAGAGACCAUAUGAAGCUCCACAAUGCUCCUAUCAGACAGGUGUCUCCACUUCUGUGUUUUAUCUGUACUCUGAACUGGGCCUAAUACAGGCACUACUAGCAGACAGUCGGCUCUGAGAGCUGUAGGGCCAGACUCUUGUGGCAGACUAAUACUUGCAGCCUGAAGUUUGCCGGGCACUAAAAAUACAACACACACAAUCCUCUGGAAUCAGUGUUACUGCUACACUUCACUGUACAUACAUGUGGACCGAACAGUACUGCCUUUCAGUCAUUACACUUCUUUGUUCAAUUCUUAUUUGCUUUAAAAUCAGUAUGAAGAAUCACACUGUAGGUAUGGUGCUUCAAAAGUACUUCUAAUUGUAUUUUUAGCCAUAAGUUUUAGUUGGCACAUAAAAUCUAUAUUUUAGUUCAGUAUUUUAACUGAUUUUGUUCUGACAAAUUAAACUGUUUUACAAUGUAUUAGAAAUUGAACUAUGCAUUUAUUUUGUAAAAGAGUCCAAAUGCAUUUGAAAAUAAAAAUCACUGUUGAAGAGCCCAUAAUGGGAUGAAUAUAGUGAUGUGCACUUACCUGCAUUGGUUGAUUAUAUGUACAAAUGUUAUAAGUUUGUACUCAAUGUAAAUAUCCUCAAUUCAACUCUAUUUUUCUUAAAGAAAAGUCACUUUUGUUUUCAAUAAACAAUUUACAG
Molecule: messenger RNA, 5795 nt
Organism: Salvelinus namaycush (lake trout)
Lineage: Eukaryota; Metazoa; Chordata; Actinopteri; Salmoniformes; Salmonidae
Exons: 12
Coding region: 4-4728 (1574 amino acids)
Biological process (GO): regulation of transcription by RNA polymerase II
Cellular component (GO): nucleus
Molecular function (GO): DNA binding; DNA-binding transcription factor activity, RNA polymerase II-specific
Source: RefSeq, a predicted model, not a curated record